AGGGAGAGAACAGCAAACACCUUUUGCACACGGUGAGCCUGGAGCUGGGGCUGGAGGAGACGGGAACCCAGACUUAUCCCGAGGCUGCCGAGGCGGGAGCAGGCGUGGGCAGCAAAGGCUCGGAGGGGGGACACCUUGGUUAUUGUAGGUCAGGGAUCUCUAGGAUCGCGCGCCAGGGGCCGCCGUGUGGCGAGAAGGGCUCGCGGACUGGAAGCUUCGGGCCGCAGUGCGAAAGGCCGGCGGCAGAGCGCCGGUCACGUGACCUCAGCCGGCUCUCUCGAGGCCCCCGGGGCCGGCACGUGCUCCGAGGCCCGCCCUUCAAACAGCCCCCAGCGCGCAAGCGCUCCUUCCAGUCCCGAGCUGGAGAGCGUGCUCCAGGGAGCCUGGCGGGCGCUCGGACAGCCUGCGCCGCGGCGGCGGCUCAUUUGCAUGAGCAGCCCGGGAGAGCCAAUGGGGAAGCGGGCCGGGCAUGCCGGGAGCCGGGCUGGGCAGUGAAGGCAGAAGGUUCGCCGGCCCCCGGGCGGCCCCGGCCAGUGUGCGAGCGCAGCGCUGCGCGUCGGAAGCCGGGAGGCCGGGGCGGCGGCGGCGGCUGCGAUGCGCUAGAAGCGGGGCCCUGGAGCCGGGGCCGCCCAGACCGAGCAGCCUUUCCCUGCUCCCCGGCCAGGCCGGGGCUCGGGCCCGAAAAAAUGAAUUACCUGAACGUGUUGGCCAAAGCGCUCUAUGACAACGUGGCCGAGUCCCCCGACGAGCUGUCCUUCCGCAAGGGCGACAUCAUGACCGUCUUGGAGCGCAACACUCAGGGGCUGGAUGGCUGGUGGCUCUGCUCCCUGCAUGGACGCCAGGGCAUCGUGCCGGGCAACCGGCUCAAGAUCCUGGUGGGCAUGUACGACAAGAAGCAGGGCGCGCCGGGCCCGGGGCAGCCGCAGCCGCAGCCGGCCCUGCCCUGCCACCCCCAGGGGCUCUACAACGUGCUCUCCCCCGCCUCCCAGUACGCCCCCAUGCACCCCGCCUAUCAGCCCCAAGGAGAGGGCGUCUACCUGAUCCCGGGCCCCAACAAGGCGCAGCAGGGGGUCUACCAGGUGCCCCCUGCGGGGGGGCAGUUCCAGUCUCCCCCGGCCAAGCAGCCCCUGAUGUACCAGAAGCAGACCCCCCAUCACCAGUUCCAGAGCCCAGCCCAGGAAAUCUACCAAGUCCCCCCUUCGCUAAACCCCACACUGGACGUAUACCAGGUGCCCCCCGGGCCCGGGAGCCCCCCUCAGGACAUCUACCAAGUGCCCCCCUCGGCCGGGAUGGGCCAGGACAUCUACCAGGUGCCCCCCUCCAUGGACGUGCGGAACUGGGAAGCGACCAAGCCACCCACCAAGGUGGUGGUGCCCACGCGGGUCGGGCAGGCCUACAUCUACGAGCCCCCCAAGCCGGAGCAGGACGAGUACGACAUCCCGAGGCACCUCCUGUCUGCGGGGACCCAGGAGAUCUACGACGUCCCCCCCGUCAGGGGGCUGCUCCCCAGCCAGUACAGCCAGGAGGUGUACGACACGCCCCCCAUGGCUGUCAAGGGCCCCACCAGCCGAGACCCCUCCCUGGACAUCUACGACGUGCCCCCCAGCGUGGAGAAGGGCCUGCAGCCGCCCAGCCACCACCUGGUGUAUGACAUCCCCCCCUCAGUCAGCAAGGACGUGCCCGACGGGCCCCUGAGGGAAGAGACCUACGACGUGCCCCCCGCCUUCCUGAAGCCCAAGCCCUUCGACCCCGCCCGGCACCCGCUGAUCCUGGCGCCCUCGCCCGUCCCCGCCGCGGACCCCUACCCGGCCGACGACGUCUACGACGUCCCCCCGCCCGCCGGCAAGGGGGCGCCCGCCGCCCCCCAGGAGAUCUACGACGUGCCCCCCGGCCUGCGCAAGCUGGGCCCCGGCCCCCCGGGCUCCGUGUACGACGUGCCCCGGGACCUGGCCCCGGCCGGCAGCCGGGCCGCCUCCCUGGAGGCCGACGGGGAGAGCGUGUACGACGUCCCCCCGCAGGCCGACCGCGAGCCCCGGGCCGACGGCAAGCGCCUGUCGGCCUCGAGCACGGGCAGCACCCGCAGCAACCUGUCCUGCUCCUCCCUGGACGUGGUGCCCGUGAAGGAGGCGGCGGCCGGCCGCGAGCCGCUGCCCAUGGACCUGGACGCCGCCAUGGAGGCGCUGGCCGGGCUGCAGCAGGGCGUGGGCGCGGCCGUGGCCCACCUCAUGUCCUUCGUCAGCGGCAGCGGCUGGCGCGACCCCGCCCUGCUGGAGCCGCAGAUCCCCGGCCUGCGGGCCGCCGUGGGCGAGGUGAAGGGCGCCGUGCGCGAGCUCCUGGAGUUCGCCCGCGGGGCCGUGGGCAACGCCGCCCACUCCACGGACCGGGCCCUUCACGCCAAGCUCAGCAAGCAGCUCCAGAAGAUGGAGGACGUCUACCAGACGCUGCUGGCCCACAGCCAGGCCCUGGACGGCUGCCAGUGGGCCCCGGGGGCCUUGGCGGCGGGGGGGCAGCCCCCGGGGGCGCCCGACAACCUGGACCGCUUCGUCUCGUGCUCCCGGGGCGUCCCCGACGACACCAAGCAGCUGGCCUCCUUCCUGCACGGCAACGCCUCGCUGCUCUUUAAAAGGACCAGGCCGGCCGGCCCCGAGGGGGGGGCGCCGCCCGGCCCCGCCCCCCCGCCCGCCCCGCCCCCCGGCUCGGGCCCCCCCGCCGACAAGGCCAGCAGCAUCCAGUCGCGGCCGCUGCCCUCGCCCCCCAAGUUCACCUCCCAGGACUCCCCGGACGGGCCCUACGAGAACAGCGAGGGCGGCUGGAUGGAGGACUACGACUACGUCCACCUGCAGGGAAAGGAAGAGUUUGAGAAAACCCAGAAGGAGUUGUUAGAGAAAGGGAACAUCAUUCGGCAGGGGAAGGGGCAGCUGGAGCAGCAGCAGCUGAAGCAGUUUGAGCGGCUGGAGCAGGAGGUGUCCAGGCCCAUCGACCACGACCUCUCCGGCUGGACCCCCUCCCAGCCCCUGGCCCCCGGGCGGCCGGGGGGGCUGGGCCCCUCGGACCGGCAGCUGCUGCUUUUCUACCUGGAGCAGUGCGAGUCCAACCUCACCACCCUCACCAACGCCGUGGACGCCUUCUUCACCGCCGUGGCCACCAACCAGCCCCCCAAGAUCUUUGUGGCCCACAGCAAGUUCGUCAUCCUCAGCGCCCACAAGCUGGUGUUCAUUGGGGACACCCUGUCCCGCCAAGCCAAGGCCCCGGACGUCCGGAGCCAGGUGACCCACUACAGCAACCUCCUGUGCGACAUGCUCAAGGAGAUCGUGGUGACCACCAAGACGGCGGCCCUGCAGUACCCCUCCCCCACGGCCGCCCAGGACAUGGUGGACCGUGUGAAGGAGCUGGGCCAGAGCACUCAGCAGUUCAGGCGGGUCCUGGGCCAGCUGGCCGCCGCCUGAGGGGCCCGGUCCGGCCUGUCGGGGACCAAGGGGGUGGGGGGCUCUAGCUGGGUAGUGACUCGGUCCGCAGGGCGUGGGAAGGGCCCCCCUCCCUGUGGUGCCGGAUUGUAAAUGCAUUGUACAUAUUUAAAAGAAACAAACCCCAGGAAUCAGGAGGCCUCCCGGAGGAGGCUGAAGAGGCUGAAUCUGCUGCUCCUCCCCCUGCCCCCCAGUGCCAGAGGCUGGGAAGAAGCAGAGCGCAAACACUAAAGAACUAUUUUUCAUUAUUGAUUUUCCAAUCAUUUGACUAAUGGCCUACAUUUAAAUAAAAAAAAAAACAAACUAAAA
This is a messenger RNA of Antechinus flavipes (yellow-footed antechinus), 3773 nucleotides long. RefSeq names its product BCAR1 scaffold protein, Cas family member (gene BCAR1). The record is from RefSeq and is a predicted model, not a curated record. The transcript is spliced from 7 exons. Lineage: Eukaryota; Metazoa; Chordata; Mammalia; Dasyuromorphia; Dasyuridae. Gene Ontology annotation, biological process: cell migration; cell surface receptor protein tyrosine kinase signaling pathway. Gene Ontology annotation, molecular function: protein binding. Gene Ontology annotation, cellular component: plasma membrane; focal adhesion; cytoplasm. The coding region runs from base 687 to 3446 and encodes 919 amino acids.